CGCCUCGGUGCCUCAGCCUCUUGUCAAUCCCAAACGGAUUGUUUGUUGUCAAAAUGGAGUUCUUACUUGGAAAUCCGUACGGCACUCCCGUGGGCCAAUGUAUAGAGAGGGCCACAGAUGGAGGCCUCCAGAACGAGGACUGGACCGUCAACAUGGAGAUCUGUGACAUCAUAAACGAGACUGACGAGGGGCCAAAAGAUGCCAUGCGGGCAUUAAAGAAGAGACUUGGUGGCAACAAGAACUACAGAGAAGUGAUGCUGGCGCUGACGGCUUUGGAGACCUGUGUGAAGAACUGUGGUCACAGGUUUCAUGUGCAGGUGGCCACCAGAGAUUUCAUCGAGGGUGUGUUGGUCAAAGUCAUCUCCCCCAAAAACAAUCCUCCAACCAUCGUACAAGACAAAGUGCUGGCGCUCAUACAGUCCUGGGCUGAUGCCUUCAGGAGCAGCCCUGAUCUCACUGGUGUGGUCCACAUUUACGAAGAGCUGAAGAGGAAAGGCAUUGAGUUCCCGAUGGCGGACCUGGAUGCGUUGUCUCCCAUCCACACACCGCAGAGAGGAACCCCAGAGGUGGACCCAGCCAUGAUCAAGUACCUCGCCCCGGUCUCUCCUGCCGCUGUGACCCCUUCCCCCAUCCCAUCUCCUGGCCCCCCCACACACACCUCCCAAGUGCCGGGCCCCAUCACAGCAACCCCUGACCAGGUGAGGCGCUUGAAUGAACAGCAACACAGCACUGAGACCGCCCUCAUCAAGAGCACCAACGAUCUCCUCAUUGCUUCUGACUCUGGCCUCCUCAGCAUCCUCAUCCUCCUGGACCUCUCUGCAGCGUUUGACACCAUCCUCCUCAUCCGCCUCUCAGACCUCCUAGGUAUCACUGGCACAGCGCUGUCUUGGUUCACAUCUUACCUCCAUAACAGGAAACCGUUUGUCUCCAUCAACGGCUCAAAUUCACCCCCGGCCCCAGUCCACCACGGUGUACCCCAGGGCUCUGUGCUUGGCCCCCUCCUGUUCACCAUUUACAUGCUCCCCCUCGGCCAGAUCAUCCGACAUCAUGGACUCAAUUUCCACUGUUACGCUGAUGAUACCCAACUGUAUCUCAGCACCACUCCAUCCUCCCAGCUCCCCCCUCAGUCUCUCAUCAACGGCCUGAAUGACAUCAAAGCAUGGAUGUCCUGCAACUAUCUCAAACUAAACAGCAGGAAAACAGAGCUCAUGGUUGUGGCACCCAAGGCGCUGCUCCAGAAGGUUGGUGACUUCAUCCUCGAGGUUGACGGCUGCUCCAUCUCCCCAUCUCCUGAAGCCCGCAACCUGGGUUCAUGUGAUGAGAUUUCUGCUCUAGAAAUCCGUAACGUGGAGCUGCUGAAGCUCCGGUUUGGAGAGUCCCACAUGCAUUACUGCGAGGUCAUGCUGAAGGAGCUGAACCGAACCUGCAGGGCGAUGCAGCAGAGAGUCGUCGAGCUGAUUUCACGCGUCUCUAACGAAGAAGUGACUGAGGAGCUGCUGCAUGUCAACGACGACCUGAACAACAUUUUCCUCCGAUACGAGCGGUACGAGAGGUACAGGUCGGGCAGAGCGGCACAGAACAACGGGAUGUUGAAUGAAGCCACGGAGGACAACCUGAUCGACCUGGGCCCGGGCUCCCCCGCUGUGGUCACACCCAGGAUCAACAGCUCCAGCCCAACACACCGCAUCGCAGGGGCCACUGCCUCCCCAGCCCGUAACCCACCUACAGCCUCGCUAACAUCUGCAGUAGCGAGUAUCGAUGUGUCUUCAGACAGCGGGAGCCGACCCCCCUCUUCUCUACCGGGCCACAACAAGGAUGACUUCGACAUGUUUGCCCAGACCAGGACCAGCUCUCUGGCUGAUCAGCGCAAAAAUGUAAAGUACGAGGACCCUCAGGCUCUGGGCGGCCUUGCCUCAGCUCUGGAUGUGAGACAGCAGAAUGCAGGCGGGCUGAGGGUAGAAGGGGAUGAUAACCCAGCAGAUCAGGAGCUGCCCAUAGACAGCUGGCUUAUUACCCAAGGAAUGAUCCCAGUACCGCAGUCCUCUGUCAUGGAUGACAUAGAGGAGUGGCUCUGUGCUGACGUGAAAGGGGAUGCUGCUGAGGAAGGGGUGACCAGUGAAGAAUUCGACAAGUUCCUGGAGGAGCGAGCAAUAGCUUCGGACUCCCUGCCGUCUCCCCCGGGAGCUCACCCUUCUCACCCUGCUCGUGCCGCUGAUGGCUCCCACAAGAAGGCCGAGCGGACAGAGGACACCCUCUUUGCCUUGUAGACUGUUCUCAGAGACCCUGGAUCUCUCUCCGGUGGCCUCUAAAGGUCUUCGUCCUAAAUGAUCCCUCCGAGACAGUCCCUCCUGUCCCAUUUCAUCGCUAACUGGCAGUGGGGUAGCAAGCUAUCUCCAGCUCCUUGUCAUUCUCUUGCCACGGUGUUGCUCUAACAUGCAGAGAUUGUUUACUGUGCACAACUGUUUUGCGCUUUACUAUAUAUGGAUGUAUUAACCUGUUACUGUGGGAUGUAUUACUCGCGGCCCUGCAUCUCAUUUGUAACACUCCACCAAAGGAAGACAACCUAACUGGUCAGAUGUGGUUUUUAAAUGUGGUAUAUUACUGCGAAAUGAAUGGAAGGGUUCACAGGAGGUCCAUGAAUUGAGUCAGUACGGAAGCAUACAAUUGGGAUUAUAUGUUGCUUCACUACAUUCAGCUAAUUGCUAAUGUAUGCAUUUAUUGUUUUAAAGAUAUGUUCUAUGACGUACUACCAGCGCUGUGGUUAUGGUUGAUCCAGGCAUUUUCUUUUCUCUGCAAAUACUCCAGUUAGAGCUUUCGUAACGCUUUUAAUACUGGAUGUGUGGACAGCAACAUGUGGUAAUAUUAACUGAAGCAGUAUGGACAAAAAAUGUAUGUAAGCAGGCUGAUCUUAACAAGGGAUGUGAUAGCUAAACUAUAUAUAUAGCUACUCUUGAUGAGUGUAUGCCAGCAUUCCUCUAACCAAAGGAAUACAAAACUAAAAAUCUAAAAAGCACCAGUUAGGAUUCUAAUUUAAAUGGCUAUGGGGAUGGAACGUGCCCAUUAAGUGUUUCCUAUCAAGCUACGAUAAAUUAGUUGGCUGCUUUUGAACGAUUACAACAUUUUUUUUUUAGCCAUUCCAAAGAAUAGUAAGGCUUUAAUUAACAACUAGCUCUGAAAUGAAUCUGUAGAACAGUAAUCAUGUUCAUGUGUUAUAGAGGUUAAGGGAUCACUAACAGUUAUUUCCCCUACUAUAUUAAUGUCUGCACUUUGAAGCAAAAACUGUAUUUUGUCCUUUGUGUUUACGAGAUGGUUACUAUUUUUCUAUGCGAUGGUAAAAGGUCUUAAGAUUGACUUCGUCUUGCACAUAACUUUUGUAUCUGUAAUCGUAGCGCUGUUCACACAGAAGUGGAUUGAUAGAGGGUUCAAUUAAUGAUUACAAAAACGUAUAAGAAUAGUAAUAAUGAGCUAGAUGGACAGAAUAUGGCAUCUAAAUUAGCAGCUUAGUGGUGGCACCAUAAUCAACUCACAUACAAAAUGUAUAGCUUACAAUAUUGCACUAUUGAGUAUUAAGUGUGUAUCCGUAUAGAAAGAGCUUAAUUUACCCUAAACUAUGUAAUCGAUAUACCUCAUAAUAUAGCAAUUUGAGUUAUAACACAUGUAUUGGCUUAUGGAUCGUAUCCAGAAGGCAGAGAGGUUUAUGUGUCAUUCCAUCCCCUUAUUGUAUUUUUUUCUAGUUUAUGCAAAAACGUGUUUAGGUCCUUUAUCAUGUAUUUAUUUGUGGUUGAGGCUGAAGAAGGCAGCAAACAAACACAAUACUUUCUUUGAUUUGUGCAGGCAAAGGCAAACUUAUUCUUGGUUUCUUUUCAUUCAGCAUUAUUCAUCGGCUCCUGUUGUAGCUGCUGCCAAGCAUGUCUGAUUUCAGCAAAGUAUCUCUGACAGGAGUUCCUGUUGUCAUUCCAAUUUUUUUGCUGAGGCUCUGGUUUGUUUUACUGAUGCACUGCACUUGAAAACUUGAACGAUUUUAUUCCUUUUGUCAAUUAAAGACCAAAAGCUUUCUUAAAAAGGGCAUCCCACAUUUUUAGAAGCUUAAUUCCUACAUCAACAUUACUUGUCAGUAGAGGGAAACAUUCCUGAUUUCUUAUACGUUGUUAACAUAAUUGCAAUGGUGACAUUAUACAAUUCUGUGUCUGCAUAAUCAUUAUGUUAAAUAUUGACAUGUAUUUUAGUUGAGUAAGAUUAAUGAUUUAUGAGCUUUAACUUUUUGUUUAAUGCAUGUGGUUAUACAGGUUUAAUAUGGUCGCCAGGUAACUGAGAUAAUAGCGUUACAUUUACAAUCAACCAUUGUGUUCACUUUAAAACAACCUUCUACAAUUGCAGGCUGAACGAAGUAGUAUUAAAAACGUAACAUGAGAUCCUUUAAAAGGGAACUUGAGUAUUUUUCAGUUUGUGUGUUUAGUAUCUCUUGAUCUGUAACGGAUUGUUUUGUGUAAGUUGCUUUUAUGAAGCUUGAGUCCUGAUUGCAACAUGCAUUCCUCUGAUUUUUGGCUAUCUCAAAAUGGUUACUGAAUGUCUUUUAAUACUAAUGAAGCCGAUCAAUCAGCUGAUAUUUGUGGACAUGGAAGAGAGGCUAGUUUUGUUUCCAUGCCAGUGUGGCUGUGCUGUCUGCUGCCAUUACUAACGGUCAGACUUUGUUUGACCUAAUGCACGUAUGUAACUGCCCAAUAAAACACUAGCAAUGUGUGACCGCUACCUCACAA
Molecule: messenger RNA, 4757 nt
Organism: Notothenia coriiceps (black rockcod)
Lineage: Eukaryota; Metazoa; Chordata; Actinopteri; Perciformes; Nototheniidae
Gene: tom1l2a
Product: target of myb1 like 2 membrane trafficking protein a
Exons: 18
Coding region: 54-2267 (737 amino acids)
Biological process (GO): signal transduction
Cellular component (GO): membrane; endosome
Molecular function (GO): ubiquitin binding; clathrin binding; phosphatidylinositol binding
Source: RefSeq, a predicted model, not a curated record